Molecule: messenger RNA, 3243 nt
Organism: Cyprinus carpio (common carp)
Lineage: Eukaryota; Metazoa; Chordata; Actinopteri; Cypriniformes; Cyprinidae
Product: glutathione hydrolase 5 proenzyme-like
Biological process (GO): leukotriene D4 biosynthetic process; inflammatory response; glutathione catabolic process
Cellular component (GO): plasma membrane
Molecular function (GO): leukotriene-C(4) hydrolase activity; glutathione gamma-glutamate hydrolase
Source: RefSeq, a predicted model, not a curated record
AGUGAGCAGCGCGCGCGUCUCAUUCUACCUGCUGAACGCGCGCUGCUCACAGCAUGGCCAAAUCUCAGUCGAGACGCUGCUGCUUCUGCAUACUCGCUUUAGUGUGCUUUGUUGUAAUUAUCUGCAUUUGCAUCAUUUUAGCCACCAAACGGAAAUGCGCGUUCACGCACGGCGCUGUUUCUGCGGACUCUGUCAGGUGCUCCAACAUCGGCAGGGACAUGUUGCUUGAGGGGGGCUCAGCGGUAGACGCAGCCAUCGCAGCUCUGCUCUGCACUAGUUUGGUUAACCCACAGAGCAUGGGCUUGGGUGGAGGGGCCAUCUUUACAAUUAUGGACAAAACAGGCAAAGUGAAAAUCAUCAGCUCAAGAGAAACAGUCCCAAAAGAUGUCCAAGCAGAUCUGCUGAAUAAGUGUCCUAAAACCACUCCACUUGCUCCAGGAAGUCACUGGAUAGGUGUACCAGGAGAACUCCGUGGCUAUGAAAAGGCUCAUCGGUUGUAUGGAAAGCUGCCCUGGGCCAAACUAUUCGAGCCCUCUAUCAAGCUGGCACGAGAGGGCUUCCCCAUGCCAGCCUACCUCGCUUAUUUCUUGCAGGAAGAAUUAAUUAAAAACCUGAUUAAUGGCACUGAACUCUGUGAACUGUUCUACAAGGACCAUCGCCCAAGGGACACCCUCAAGUUCCCACGGCUGGCAGAAACCAUGGAAACUAUCGCCAAAGAAGGAGCCGAUGCCUUUUACACUGGAAAAAUUGCCAAGGACUUAAUAAAGGAUGUACAAGAAAGAAAUGGAGUGUUAUCAUUAGAGGAUCUGAGCACUUUUACGGUCAGAGUCAGUGACGCGUGGUCAGUCCAACUUGGGGAAUACAAGAUGCACUUCCCUCCUCCACCAGCAGGGGGAGCGAUACUCAGUUUUAUCCUCAAACUAAUGCAUGGGUUCGGACUUUCUCCAGCCUCCAAGCAAGGAGACCAGAAAACCCUGACUUUGCAUCGGUUCCUUGAGGCGGUUAAGUUUGCCAAUGGACAAAAGCACAACCUCAAAGACCCCUACUUCAGCUCUACAGAUAUGGAGUACAUCAAAGAUGAGAAGUUCAUUAAGCAUAUCAAGGCUUUGAUCACUGACGGCUCCACACACAACGCCUCUUACUACAACAUCACGCCGUCAGUCGACCGCUUUGGCACCACGCAUGUUUCAGUGAUGGCAGCAGAUGGCAGUGCUGUGUCAGUCACCAGCACCAUCAACCAGAUGUUUGGGUCGACUGUUUACUCUCCUAAAACAGGUAUCAUCCUCAACAACGAGCUAGCUGACUUCUGCGGCCAAGCAGUUUCUGUCACACCAGGCGAGCAGCCUCCCUCCUCCAUGGCUCCUACCAUCCUGCAGUCCCAGGAGAAGACUCUGGUGAUUGGUGGAUCAGGAGGAAGUUACAUCACCACAGCCAUGGCCCUGUCCAUUAUGAACCACUUGUGGUUUGGGAUGAACCUUAACAAAUCUAUCACUGAAAAAAUAGUAUUUGUGAGCUCCAGCAACAAUGUCCUUUUUGAGAAUGGAUACAAUGAAUCAGAUAUUAAGGCAAUGAAAGUGUUAGGACACAAAGUGACGGACAAAAACAUUUACCCAUUUUUAAAUGUGGUCAACGGUAUCUCAAAAGAAGGACAGUGCAUCAGUGCCGUAUCUGACGCCAGGAAGCACGGCAAGUCAGCGGGAUACUGACCCUGCCUCUGUUUGUGCUGUCACCUGUUAGAGAUUGGUGUGGCGAUUCAUCAGGCCAGGAAGGAAGUGACGGUGGAAACAAAGGGUCAGCCUUCCCUUUCAGUGACGCCUGUAGACAUCAUAUAUUCAAACACAGAGUGAUUUUCACAAUGGUGUGCAUCUGUGUCCACUUUUGGACUCUUACAAACAAGAGUUACAGUAAGAUUUGAGUGCAUGUAAAUAUGUUUUUAUGUCAGGGAGACCAGGGCUAGUUGUCACACUGAGGAAGUUUUCACAAGGGUUGCAUCUCAAAAACACAGGGAUUUAUUCAGGAAACAGUCAACUAUAUAAUGAAGGUACUGUAGAUCAUACAUCUUUAUUUAGAAAAAAAAUCCCUAAAAGGUUGAGUUAGAAUAGUUUGCAAAAGCGCGAUUAGGAACACCACAGAGUGAGCACAUGUAUUUUCCUGUUUCCUGAUUGGUGUGGUGACGUUUAAUGUCCCUGAUCUCAUCUGUAUUCCCAUUUAGCCACUUGUUAGUCACUGCCUUUUUCAAGACAAGUUGAAGUUUUAAAAAAUCACAAGUGCCCAUUAAGUGAUGUUUUUUGUUGUAAAUGUCCUAAAAUAAAAUGUGCAAUCAUUUUGAGCUUUUGUUCACCACAGACCUUCAAAACAUUCAAAAAACCCAUACCAAAAAAAAUAAAAAUAAACAUAGACUUCAAUACAAUGGAACCGGAAGUGCUAAAAUAAUAACUUGUUUCUGGGUUGUAGCAUACAAAAAUACAUCAUCCCAGCAGCACUCUGUAUGUUGGCUAAAAUAUUAGUUUGAUAUUUUUCUAUAUGAUACUUUUAACCUUUUUGCUGAUCAUAAUAUUUUGUGUGUGUGUGUGUGUGUGUGUGUGUGUGUGUCUAUUUUAAUUUCUUCUGGCCAGUAAUUAUGGAAAUGUUAAGUAGUUUUUUUUUUUUUUUUUUUUUUUUUUUUUGCCAAAUCCUUUAGCUAUGCACAAAAAUACAGCAUGUCAGCAUAGACAUUUUCAGAUUUUGUACAAAGAAGCACUUAACAUCAUUCCUAUAAGAGCUAAGAGCGAUUAAUUUGAGGUCAAUGUUUCUUAAUGCACACAAAUGAAUCUUUUCCAUUUUUAAAGUUACUGUAAAUGUUGGGAAAAACUGUUUUAUACUGUUAAACUGUUUAAAAACUGUCCUCAAUGUGAAUGUCACCAAAAUUAAUGAGACACUGCAAUCAUGAAAUUAUUUUAGCAAUUAUUGUUAUACUUGUUUAUAUGUUCUACUUUUCAUGUGCACUUUUUAUAUUUUGCAUAAUUAUAUUUUUAUAAACAACAUUUUCUUUUAAUAGCAUACGUUGGUUGAACUUAAAUCAUAAAUAUUUUCUACUUUUCUAUUAUUUUUAUAUAGUUUAUUGAAUCUGUUCAUUCAAUGAUGACGUUUAUAUAUGUCCCAUGAUGCACCAGAGGACUACAGAAUAUGUCAUAUUAACUGAAUUGCAUUUAAGUGGAUUUUUCCCUUCAUACUUCACAAUAAAUCCUUUCUAAUGUCUUUAAA